AUGAAUUUCUACUUUGAGGCAGCCAAAGUGUUGGACAAGUUGGACGCAAAGAAAGGCUCUAUUAAGAGUGUCAUUGCCGCUGUAAACGAGAAAGACAGGAAGAGGACAGCCGCACUGGUAAUUGAGACGUUGAAAUACAAGCAGGUGCUGGUAGAUGUCAUAGACGCGACCAAACUCCUGAAGGAGGAGCGAAAGAUCACCUCGAAAAACUUGGCGUUGCUACUGGUUCAUGAUCUUCUGCUGACCAAUGGGAUUCAAGCUGGGGAUGGACCAGUGAAACAAGCGGUUUUUCGACAUAAGACAAGGUUGAAUAGCGAACUACAAAGAAUCAAAAUCAAGCGUGGAGCCAAGUCGAACGGGGAGCUCGCCCAGGGCGAAGACUCGAGGGCAGCACUCAUCCCCCGCUACGUUCGGGUGAACACCGCAUACUGCACGACUAACGAAGCAAUAGAAGAUUUCAUCUCGCGCGGCUUCGAAUUAUCUGCGCCUUUUGCGUCAAAACAAGGCUUCGCUAAAGAUGAGCAUAUUCCUGAUCUCCUUGCGUUCAAUCCCCGGGUUAGCUUCGAAACCGACCCGCUGUAUACGUCUGGGAAAAUCAUCCUACAAGACAAGGCGUCGUGCUUUCCAGCUUACAUUCUAUCCCCACCGUCGACGGAUGAAAGCGUAGUGAUCGAUGCAACGGCGGCGCCAGGGAACAAAACUUCACACCUCUGUGCCCUUAUGAAGAACCGAGGAAGGCUCUUUGCCUUCGAGCGCGAUCGCAAACGUUUUAGCACGCUAAAAAUGAUGUUGGGAAAGGCUCAAUGUCAGAAUGUGGAACCCGUCAACGCAGAUUUUCUCACCAUCUCCCCUCAAGAUAAAACAUACGCCGCAGUUACACAUAUUGGAUCUGGAAUUGUCAACCGCCUAGAUUACCUGCUAGACACAGAGAAUGAGAAUGACGGGGAACAAGAACGUUUAAACAAGCUCGCGGCGUUCCAGUUGUCGAUGAUUAAACAUGCUAUGAAAUUUCCCUCUGUCGAGAAAAUCGUAUACUCUACUUGUAGCGUCCACGCAAUUGAAAACGAACAGGUCGUUCGCCAGGCUCUGACAAGCGACGAGGCUAUUUCUGGGAGUCUCGUACUAGCGUCGUCGCAUGAUGUUCUGCCACAGUGGAAGCGAAGGGGUUUACCCGAGGAGAUGGCGACUCCUGCGGAUGCAGCCUCACUGGUCAGGUGUUCACCAGACGAGGAUGCAACAAACGGCUUCUUCGUCGCCCUGUUUGUGAAGAAAAAACCUCCAGACCCGAUGACGGCAGAAGAAAAAGCCGAGCCGUCCGCAAAAGCAGCUCACAAACGGAAGAAGGCUACUCAGAACGAGGCGGUGGAAGGUACCACGGGGCGGCGAAAGAAGAGGAAGAGAAGCGCAAAUCCCGACUAA
Messenger RNA from Fibroporia radiculosa, 1419 nucleotides. RefSeq lists its product as uncharacterized. The transcript has 9 exons. The record is from RefSeq and is a predicted model, not a curated record. Lineage: Eukaryota; Fungi; Basidiomycota; Agaricomycetes; Polyporales; Fibroporiaceae. Bases 1 to 1419 code for a protein of 472 amino acids. Gene Ontology annotation, biological process: rRNA base methylation. Gene Ontology annotation, molecular function: methyltransferase activity. Gene Ontology annotation, cellular component: nucleolus.